Molecule: messenger RNA, 2306 nt
Organism: Odocoileus virginianus texanus
Lineage: Eukaryota; Metazoa; Chordata; Mammalia; Artiodactyla; Cervidae
Source: RefSeq, a predicted model, not a curated record
AUGAGGCUGCGCCCCGAGACGUGCUGGCUGCUGCUCUGGCUGCCGUCUCUGGCCGCGCAGCCUGCGGGCGCCGAGCGCUGGGAAGAGGAGGCGGCAGCCGUCUCAGUUUCUAGGUGUAAAACUUUGAAGGAGAUGGAUUUAAUUAAAGCUUCUCUGUCAGACUGUUACUGCUACAAUCAAAAUUCCCAAGUGAAAUGGAAGUAUAUAUGGUCAACUGUGCAGGUGAAAAUUACCAGUUCAGGCCUGCUCAGUGUUGUAUAUAUCACAGAAAGGUAUAAUUGCCAGUAUCCAGAAACCAUUCUAUCCAUCAUCAAAUGUAUGAUUCAUAACUUUUGGACACCAGAGGAGUCUAAUGAUAUAACCAUAAUCAUCCAUCCAUAUGGAGAGACUGUCUGUUUCUCUGUGAAGCCAGCCAGGAAGACAUUUACCUAUACAAUAAGUGUGAAACAAAACAUUGUGGAUUUCAAACUGUUCUUUGUGUUUGUGGUGGGCAUCCUCCUCUUCUUUUAUGCAAAGACCUUGAGUCAACAGUAUAGCACCUUUUGGGCUCUAAUGCUUGGUUGUUGGUUUGCUUCACUUUAUGUUGUGGGGCAACUGAUGGAAGAGCUGAAGAGACUGUGGUAUGAAAGCAGAAUAUGUGUAUUAGGCUACGUCUUGACACUUGGCUGUGUCAGCUUUGCUGUUUGCUACAAGCACGGGCCCCUGGUGGAGGAGAGGAGCGUGGUGCUCCUGGCGUGGCUGCUGCGGCUUCUGUCCCUGCUCCUGGUGUACGCGGGGGUGUCCGCGCCCCAGUUCGCCUCCACGGCCGCCCUGCUCCUCAUCCUGGCAUCCGGGAGUCGGCGCUAUCUGCGGAGCGCGCUCACCUGUGUCGGGAGGAAAAUGAAGAAAUGGUUUACAUCAGAGAAGCCAGUGGUGAAGUUUCUUACUGAAGACGAAUACAGGGAACAAGCUGAUGCCGCCACAACCUGCUCCCUGGAGGAGCUCCGCCAGGCCUGCCGCAGCCCCGGCUUCCCAUCCUGGCUGGCUGUCUCCAGGCUCCAGGAACCGAAAAAGUUUGCAGACUUUGUUCUCGGAGGAAGCCACUUGUCGCCUGAAGAAGUGAGGCUCCAUGAAGAACAAUAUGGCCUUGGGGGUGCCUUCUUGGAAGAGCAGCUCUUUAACCUGAGGACUCGUGACAGUCUGCCUGCACAGUGACUUCAUCCUGGACAAGGAAGUGAGGAUGGGCAGGGAUCCUGUGAAAGGUGGGCAGAACUGUUCCAAGGAACAGUGGCCAAAGCAUUUGCUACAGAGAAACAUCAAACCAUACUGGAAAGGAAAGCUAAACUAUAUUGAAGAUAACUGAUCCUUCUUGUUCAGUUCUGUGUGUUGUGCUGUAGCAGGCCGCUGAGAUUGUGUGACGGUCAUCAUCUCUUUCCUUGAAUGAAGACUCUCGUUAGGAACAAGGGAAUUGUGUUGAUCUUCAAAGGACCAAUUAAUGUGAAUAAGUUCCUUGUCAACUCCAGAGCAUUAAAGCUACUCUUAAACCCCAGAACCUGCAACAUAAUAGUGCAUUGCUCUUCCUGCGUGUUAUCAGUGUAAGGACUGGAAGAGACCUGGGAUGUGCUGGACCAAUGUUUUCCAAAGUGUAAUCCACAGGAUGCUAAAGUGUUAGCAGGUAAGGGAUCCUGAGGUCAACCAAGAUGGAUACACGAUUAGACAGACAUCCUGCAGGACUUCUCAGAGCCUUUAGUCAUGCUCAUGCAUGUUGUGUGAACCUCCUGAAGAGGAGAAAUAGUGUGUAGCGGUCUCUGACUUAAUUUGAAAACAGAACCCUUCUUUAUGAGAUUAAUAUUCCUUGGACAGAAUGUUUAGAAAAUGCUGAUGGUGAAGGAAUGGAGGCUUGGAAAAGUUAAAUAACUUGUCCAAGACCACAGAGAAUUUUAGAGGCAGCCCUGGGACUCGAACUCCUGCCCUGCUGUUUGCUGGGGUUCAGGUAGAAGAAGAGACCUUUAGAAGCAAGCUGAGGGGCCAUCUCUCCACAGCCUUGGGUCUUAGAGUAUUGCUGACUUAUUUUUUUACUUUUUAAUAAUACCAACUAACUGAUGACUGCAAUAAAGAGAAACAUUUCCUAAGUUAUAUUUUAAAGUUUUGACAAGACUUUUAUAGACAUAUAUAAAGAUGAGGAGUUAGAAUUACUUGCUAAAUUUUUGUGUGUGUUGAAAUUGUUAAACUACUUUUUGUAUUUCUUUGUAUGUUGAAAUUUAACCUCAAGUUUACUGGCCUGUUUUUUAAAAUUGUGUAAUUAUAUAUAACAAUUUCCUACAAAA